AUGACCGUUCUGGUAACCGGGGCCACGGGAUUGUUGGGGCGACGGGUGGUCCAGCAACUGCUGGAGACCAACCACGAAGUACGGGUCAUGGUGCGUCGUCCGGGCAGCGAGCGCGCGCUUGCCACGCCGCCGACGGACGUUUGCUACGGGGACGUGAGCAAUCCCGACGCCCUUGCGGAGGCGUGCCGGGACGCAACGGCGGUGAUCCACCUGGUGGCGGUGAUACGCGGCGGCCCGAGGCAGUUUGACGACGUCAACCGGCAGGGCACGGCCAACGUGGUCGAGGCGGCCAAAGCGGCGGGCUCGGUAAAACGGUUCAUCCACGUCAGCGCGCUGGGGGCGGCCAACACGCCGCGGCUCCAGUAUCUGCACUCCAAAUGGCAGGGUGAACAGGCGGUGGCGGGCAGUGGGCUGCCGCACGUGAUCCUGCGCCCGUCGCUGAUAUUCGGGCCAGGGGACGAGUUCACCACGGCGGUGGCGGCUCUGGUGCGAACCAUGCCCCUGGUACCGGUGAUUGGUUCCGGCAAUAACCGCCUGCAGCCGAUCCAUGUCGAUGACGUGGCCCGGUGCAUCCUCCUGUCGGUCAGCGGCAACGCCCGGGGCAACCGGACCAUCGAGAUCGGCGGGCCGGAGCAGUUGUCCUACAACGAAAUCGUGGGCGUCGUGGCGCGGACGCUGGGCAAGAAAAGGCGGCGGGUGAACGUGCCGCUGUGGAAGGUCCGCCUGCCCGUGACCAUCAUGGAGAAGCUGACGCCCCGGGCCCCCAUAAACCGGGCGAUGCUGCAGCUGGUAACGCUGCGGAACGUGGCCGAGCCGGGCUCAGUGGAGCGUCACUUCGGGUUCCGGCCGAGACCGCUGUACGGAAACAUCGACCACGUGCGAAGCAUGACGGCCGGCCAGGCCAUCCGUAUCAACCUGGGAUUGUCCACGGGCAGCUAG
Messenger RNA from Geodia barretti, 939 nucleotides. The record is from the annotation of a GenBank genome assembly. NCBI's taxonomy places the organism in Eukaryota, Metazoa, Porifera, Demospongiae, Tetractinellida, Geodiidae.